AAUAGCAAAUGGCAAACAGAAUUUGAUUCAUCGUAACCAAAAUUUUAUAAAACCUUAAAUAAAUUAUGCUUCCAACCUGAUAAGUUAUUACCUGUUUCACGUUCUCUCCCUCCUCCAUAAAACAUUAAAGAAAGAGGUCCACGAUACUCAUGGAGUUUUGACGAUCAUCAUGUAAACUAAGUAAACAGCAAUAUGGCCACUGGAGAAAACGGAAUACCUAGAAUCCCGGACAAAAACAAUCCCCGAUUGUGUGCAUCAAAACGAACAAUCUAGGAUGGAUCAGACGAAUUCACUGAAAAAUGAAGAUGUGAAAUAUCCACCAAAUAUACCUGCAGGGCAGAUUUCGAAGGCUUCCAGAACUCCCUUAUCUUCAACUGGAUAUGGAGGAAAUUCAUUGUCCAGCACAAUUGGAAGCACACGACAAAGCACACUCAAUGCAACUGGAGGUAGAUUGCUGUCGAAAUCUCUAGAGGAAAAAGGGAAAACAACAGUCCAUGGUAGGGCAAAUGUAACAACAGAAGAAAAGGUCACCACGAAGAGCGUAUUUUACAAGUUUUCUUCUGUAAUAGAAAAAAGUCUUAAUGAAAGGCAUUCAACAGUAUCAGUCAAGUUUGAAAGAAACAGCGAGAAUGCACUUUGUAUACUGCAAGGAACGCCGGAUGAUGUCAAAAAUGCUAAAAUAACCCUUCAAGAUAUGGAAAAGAUGCUUUAUGAAACAAAAGUGAUUUUUUCUACAAAAACAGGCGACGCCCUUAGAGACCUUUCCAUAGAAGAUCUCGUUAGUGAUCUGUUGAAAGGUCAAUAUUCAGCAUGCGUCGCACAGCAGCUGAGAAAUGAAGUCCUCUUGUAUGGAUUUGAUAAAGAAGUCGUAGAAAAUGCAAGGGUGUUUCUUAGUAAGUCGAUAGUACAGUUUGACAUCCUGCUUUGUGGUCAUCUCAGAGAGAACAAAAAACACGUUGUAGACCAUUUUAAGAACAAAUAUCAUAAUAGAAUUAUGGUAUAUGUUGAUAACGUGUGUCGGUUGCAUAUGGUAGGCCAGAAGGGGGCAGUUGAGGAAGCAAGCACUGAGUGUGUAGAUAUUACAAGGGGAAGAAAGUCACUUUCAACGGAGGGUACAUUCUUAAACUUGCACCAGGACGUAACAAAAGUCUUCGGGCCUCUGGAGCCAGCUCAAUUUUGGUUUUUGAAAAGGUCAGUGAAGUUAGCACAGGUGUCAAAUCAUAAUAAAGUGACCGUUUGUCCACAGGAUUUAGAUAACACCAUAACAAUUAAAGGACAGCCAGACAGUGUUUCACGGGCUGCUGAAGAUUUGCGCCUUAUUAAGACUUCUAUCAUUACUGAAAAGAUUGAAAUAUUGAGUCCUAAGUCAAUAGGAUCUUUCACAACGCAUGAAAACGAAAACGAUACUGAGUUCUGCAUGAACAAUUUUGACGUAUUUCUAGAGAAGAAAAGGCAAACUUUUAAUUGCGGAAAACCAAAAGUGAUAAACGAUCUUCACAACGGUUGCAGCUUGUGGUCAACAUUCGAAGGAAAAUUACUAGCUGUCGAAUGUUAUAGUUUUGAAAAUUUGGUAGCAGACGUUAAGUUUAUGCCGUCAAGGAUUGACCAAACUAAAGGUGGAAGGUUUAAAGCUAAAGGAAAUAUUAUCAGAAUAGUUGUUCCUGAUAUGGUCAAGGGUGCUUCAAUGCCAGAGAAUACUAAAGUAGUGGAUGCAAUUUUGAAACGAGCUUUGGAGGAAGCUUGUGCUGAUUACACCGUUAAGUCAGCUGCAUUUCUUAUAUCACCUGUCACAAAUUGGGAUUUUGGCAUCCUGAUGAACUGCAUGGUAGAGAGCUUUGUAGACUGGCUACUGACAAGCUCAAAUAAACAGCCAUAUUCGGUUCUUCUUUGUACGGAAGAACGUGAAGUUUUCUUCAGAACAGAUGAAUGUAUUGGUAAUUGUUUAUGGACUCGGAUAGAAGAUGGCGGUCUUGUAAAUAAACAACCAAAAAUCCAUGUUGUGAAAGGACAUUUGGACAAGGCUAUUGCUGAUGUGAUAGUGAAUACAACAGCUAGGAAUUUGGAUCUUUCCUAUGGCAGCGUAUCUUUAGCACUUCUGAAGGAAGCUGGUCAGGAACUUCAAAACGAAUGUAGGAAAUACCAUCCGAAUGGAAUAAAAUGUGAUGAAAUAGCUGUAACAGAUGGCUAUAAAUUAAACUGCAAGAAAGUAUUUCAUAUCAGUCUCCAGUCCCAGGACAGAUCAACUGAAGGUUUUAUACAAAGUGUACGCAAUGCCAUGUCGCUUUGCUUCAAGGCUGCAUCUGACUACGGUUAUAAGUCUUUAGCUUUUCCUGCCAUGGGAACUGGCUCACUGAGGUAUCCACCUGAAGAAGUUGCUUCUGAAAUGAUAAUGGCUGUUGAGAGGUUCACACGUGAAUAUUCAAAAACGACUUCAAUACGAGAAGUGCAGUUUGUGAUUUUUCCAUCAGAUGCAACUCUGUUUCAGACAUUUCAGAAAAUGGAGAAAAAAUUAGUGAAGAAGCCAGUUCCAGUACACUCUGAAGUUAUAAUCGAGUAUAAUAUAACUGGAUUAAGACAGAAUGUUAAGGACUGUAAAACCUGGCUUACGUCAAAAGUUAAAACCAUUGCGAAAGAUGCGACACCGAUUGCGAAAGAUGAGAGCACCGAUACAGCGUCAGAGAGAUCGGGCACAGACAGAUAUUGUUCUUGGUCGACACAUACCAAGAAAGAGCGAUCAUACACGUGUGGAAACAUUUUCGUGAGAGUGUAUGAGGCAAACAUUCUAGAUGUUCCUGUUGACUGCAUUGUUAAUGCUGCGAAUGGCGACCUUCAGCACAGUGGUGGUGUAGCAAAAGAUAUUGCCGAAGCAGCAGGGUUGUCUCUUACGCAAGAGUGCUCAUUAAUAAUAAAAGAAAAAGGACGUCUUCCUGUUACAUCUGUAGUGAGAACGACCGCUGGGAAUCUUAGCCGUUACAAGUGUGUACUGCAUGCGGUCGGUCCACAUUUUGCAGACUACUCGCCAAUCAUGAAAUCAAACCUCAACAAAUGUGAACAUGAUCUACAUGAAACUAUCCGCACUUGUUUGACUGAGGCAUCAGACAUGAAACUGCAAAGCAUCGCGUUACCUAUGAUAAGCUCUGGCCUUUUCCAUGUUCCAAAAGAAGUAUGUGCAAUUCAGUAUGCAAAAGCACUGAAGGAAUUUAGUUCUACCAGAUCCUCACUUCGGGAAAUUCACUUUGUCGAUAAAAGCCGAGACAUGAUUGACAUUGUGCGCACAACGUUUGAUGCUAUGAUUACGCAUGGAAAACCCGCACCAUUUGAUACAUCCAAGUUUAUCGAACAGACGGGAACUGCUGGUGCGGAUGGAAGCGGUAGAUGGAAAACAUUUAGGAAUACAGCUAGGGAUCGUCCUAAGUCUGUCACCAAAGCUUUAAACAUGAACCCUGACAGAGAUUUUACAGUAAAUGCCGCCUACAAAUCCAACAGCAUGAAGCUUACAUGCAAGUUAGAAGUAGAUACCCAACUUGAAGUUCAAGUAUACGAAAGUGAUAUAGUAAAUCUGAAAGAUAUUGAUGCUGUAGUAUGCAGUGAGGAUAGAGCGGGAAACGCUAAAGGGAUAGUAUCGAGAUUAUUGUUGAAAAAAGGAGGUGAUGAAUACAAGCAGGAGAAAGCCUCCAGGUUUAAAUGUCAGCCGAUUUUUGGUGAAAUCAUCACAACUCCUGGAGGAGGAAACAGUUAUUCUUGGAUUAUGCAUGCGAUAAUUCCACGGAAGGAUCCAAACGCAAUUCCCUUGAUGUAUAGAAAAAUAUUCCAAGAAGUAGAAUCAAAAGGAUAUACAUCUGUUGCCAUACCCUUGCUAGGAACAGGUGUUGGCGACGUAGAUCCAAAACACUGUUCGGAAAUGCUUUUUGGUGAAUUAAUACAGUUUUGCCAAACCAAAGGAAAAAAUGUGUUUACGCUACACAUUGCAAUCAACGAAAAACAAACCGCUGAUAUCGUCAAAGAUGUAUUUAAAAGAAAUAUAGAUGAAAUCAAAAAGAAACCAAUGGCUGAUCGUGAUACGGAACAUCGGGAUUCUCAGCAUUUCGAGGGGAAGACUGCACCAACUGAUAAAGGAACUGCUGAAUUACACGAAAAGGCUGAAGCGAACAGUGACUGUGUUAUAUGCAUGGACACUGUUACAGAUGCGAAGACACUGGAAUGUGGACAUAUGUUUUGUGCAGAAUGCAUAGAAGGAUAUUUCCGAGUAAAGAAGGUAUGCCCGACAUGUGGGAAAGUUUGCGGCACAAUUACAGGGGACCAGCCAGACGGAAUGAUGAUAAUUGGUAAACAGCUAUCGAGUGUCGCAGGAUUCGAAAAAUACAAAAGCAUCGCCAUCACUUACUGCUUCAAUGACGGAACACAAUUGAGUGUCCACCCUCGGCCAGGAGCGCCUUACAAAGGUAUAAGACGUAGUGCAUAUUUACCUGAUAACAAGAAAGGCAGGAGGAUAUGCGCAAUGUUGAAGAUAGCUUUUACGCGGCGAUUGGUGUUCACGAUUGGAACUUCAAGGACCACCGGCAAGGAAUGUGUGAUAACUUGGAAUGAUAUACACCACAAAACAGACAUGAGACCAAAUACACAGUUCGGUUAUCCUGACGAGACAUACCUUCAGAGAGUACGUGAGGAACUAGAAGCCAAGGGUGUUACUCUGCAAGAUGCCGAGACGGAAUUAAUCGAAGAAUUAAAAGAUGAUUAUUUCAAGAAAACCUUUACGACAGACACGAAAUUAUAACUGUUUAUGAAUAUUCAACUGGAAAUAUGUUUUAGGGGUAUAUGUAAAAUACAAGAGCGAGGCCAAGUUCUGUUUUAUCUGCAAGGGUAUUUCCCUGCAUUUCCCUGCAUUACCUGGGACCCGGUUCAUGAAGCUUACUUAGGACAAAGUAAAACUUAGGACUUACGAACAUCAUAUAAAGAAGUUACAAGUUAACUAUUUGGCUUUUGUUAAUAUAUCAGCCAAAGAAAAUUAAGAUAAAUCUGUCUUAAAAUUGAUUUUAUGACACCUUUUUAGAAAAAUACAAGUCAUAAUCUAUAAAAAUUACGUGUGUUAAAAUUCCAUACUUCGGAGAGAAAACAGAAGAGGGUGAAACUCUUGCACUUUUGUGAAACGAUUUUAUGUCAAUAUCCUUAUGCGGUAUACAAAAGCAUAGUUCUACUCCAAUGUUUGAGCGAAAUGUCAAAAAAAGAAUAUGUGCCGUAUGUCUUUAAUACUAUGCAAUAGUCAUAUGAUAUGCUAGCCUCUGUUUCAAGUCCUCGACUUGACAGGUUAUGAAAGUUAUACAUAAGGUAUACUUAGACUCAUUGUUAUUUUUAUGUGAAAUAGAGUAUUGAGAUAACGCAUGUUUUUUUCCUGUUUUAACAUCCUCAGAAUCCCGAGGGAUUGGUUGGUGCCCGAGCGGGGUAGAGCGAGUGUUCCAACGAUUCCCUAUGAAUCCUGAAGAUAUUUUAACAUGAAAUGAACAUGCGCAAACGCUCUUCUAGCAUAAAACGCGUAAAAACUAAUAAAUGAACAUAUUGUCCCUCAGUGUCAUUAAAUUUCCACGACACGGGAACGUCUGCGUUUUUUCCAAUGACGUUAUUUCCUAUCGAAUGAUACGUUUUGGGGCCGUAAGACGUUUUUGCUUUGCCACGGAAUGUGCAUAUAUAAAAAGGUGUUUUAACAGAAUGUGAGCGCGGGAAUCUGUCUGUCAAAACUCGUUAAACACCCCUGAAAAGUGAUAAGAACAGCAAUUUCAUUCUAGAAUUCCACACAAACUAUGAGGGACGUUACGCGUUUCAUCAUUUCUUAUAAACCUACGCUUUCAAAGGAUCUUUGUGUAGGGUUCUCGUCAGGCUAUUAUCGCAUCUUUACACCUAAAUUGCAGUUUAUCUACUAAUUUGGCAUAAACAUUUGCUGUGACAAGGCUACGUGCCUGUUGCAGAAUUAAGACUUGUAGCUCAAAAUUAGGUUUGACAGAUUUUACGUUUAUUUAUUUAUUUUUUUUUUUUUUUUUUUUUUUUUUUGGAAAAUCGUGUUCGGCAAAUUACAUCAGCUUUGUACUUAAGAAAAGGUAUUACGGCUUAAUUAAAAUUAUUGCAUCAAAGAUUUUCAGUUCUUCAAUAUUUUCAUUUGUCUUGACAGCUAACGGUGAAUAAAAUUAAAUCUACGUUGAGAUGAAAUUUGACAAAGGUAAGGUUCAUGUAAAGUGUUUUGAAACUGUCCCUCAUGUGAUUUUUCGUUUCAUGUUUUUACACCACAUAAGCAACAUCUAAUUCAAAUAUUUUAGAUAAACAACGCCCAAAUUCCGUUUCAGCCCUUUAAUGUUUUUGCCAUAUUGGCUUUAUAUUUUGAAGGCAUUCUAAUAUCAGAAUUCUUAUGUUUUUGACUAGCUAAAAUGCGGCUUUCAUUUGUUCUUUGUUUGAGAUGAAAGACAGAAAUGGAUAAGAUUAAGACAAUAAAAGAUUUAUUUUUACUAAUUGUCACCGUCUCAUAAUGCUAAUUGUAACAAAGUUUGUUGAAAUGUCACGUGUAGACUUACUUUUAAAUGGAUUUUUAUUCCCUAUUUUAGCAUUUAUUACAUUUCUGAUUAUUUUUCUUUCUUUUAGAAUUAUUAUUUCUGUUUCAUAUUCUCUUCAUUUUUUUUUCUAUGAAGUUAUUGUGUUGUAAAUUAGCAGCGGCAUAUAUAAUGCAACCAUUUGUAGAUAAUAUAUAUUAGUAUUUUUGUCUAAGACAUAUCUUUUAGUAACCAUAGAAAAAUGUGUCAUUGUUACUCUUUUACUCUUGCGUGGCAUGUAUAUAUUAAGGGGCUUUUUUGUUCAAUCAUAGAACAUAAUUAUCAAUAAAUUUAUUGUUUUUAUUGUUUUUCUCCUCCAA
Mercenaria mercenaria is the source of this 6892-nucleotide messenger RNA. RefSeq lists its product as uncharacterized. Gene Ontology annotation, cellular component: cytoplasm; nucleus. Lineage: Eukaryota; Metazoa; Mollusca; Bivalvia; Venerida; Veneridae. Gene Ontology annotation, biological process: negative regulation of gene expression. The record is from RefSeq and is a predicted model, not a curated record. The transcript is spliced from 16 exons. Gene Ontology annotation, molecular function: transcription corepressor activity. Bases 275 to 4774 code for a protein of 1499 amino acids.